Cherax quadricarinatus is the source of this 618-nucleotide messenger RNA. Lineage: Eukaryota; Metazoa; Arthropoda; Malacostraca; Decapoda; Parastacidae. The record is from RefSeq and is a predicted model, not a curated record.
UGAGGGACGCUGAAGGUCGCAGCGGACACCCGGGGGACGAGGACACCAGCAGUAGCCGGCUUAUUCUCACCACCACUACACCGGCUGACUCUCCUCCUACCGGUUAUCCUGCUCAGUGGCUCUCAGUGCCAGGCACUUCCUCAGCAUGGUGAAAUACCAGAUUGUGAUGGUCCGUCAUGGGGAGAGUGAGUGGAACAAGCUGAAUAAAUUCUGUGGUUGGCAUGAUGCUGAGCUCUCCCAGCAAGGUGUGGAGGAGGCUCAUUCUGCAGGGAAGGCUUUGAAGGAGGCAAACUUCCACUUCGAUCUUGCCCAUACGUCUGUGCUGACACGUGCGCACAAAACUCUGAAUGCCAUUCUGGAAGAAAUUGAUCAGAAAGACAUCCCAGUUUACAAGACAUGGCGACUCAAUGAACGUCACUAUGGUGGCCUUACUGGGCUGAAUAAAGCGGAAACUGCACAGAAGCAUGGAGAAGAGCAGGUGAAAAUUUGGCGUCGCAGCUUUGACAUUCCACCACCACCAAUGGACAAGAGCAACCCACACUACAAGAUCCUGGAAGAUCCUCGCUAUGCUGAUGGCCCCAGCAAAGAGGAGUUUCCAAUGUUUGAAUCUCUUAAACU